GUAAAUGUCCGAAGAAUUAAAUUCAAGUCUUGAUUCCCUUGAAUUAGAUUUAUACCACAAACCUAAUCCUAGAAUUAGAAUGAUACUUAAUUACCUCAGAUCCUAAAAUAUCAAAUUUUGUACAGACCCAAAGAAGAAAGAAGAAGACUACUAUUUUAAAGAGACUUCACCAGACAUCAAUCCUGAUCUUGAUUUUGGUAUGAGAAGAAAUAGAUUUUUAAAAAGAGGUCCACAACGAAAUGGAAUCACUUUCGUUUCAAAUACAUCUUGAU
Molecule: messenger RNA, 272 nt
Organism: Paramecium pentaurelia
Lineage: Eukaryota; Ciliophora; Oligohymenophorea; Peniculida; Parameciidae
Source: the annotation of a GenBank genome assembly